This is a messenger RNA of Acipenser ruthenus (sterlet), 4892 nucleotides long. Its product is annotated as dual specificity protein phosphatase 8-like. The coding region runs from base 473 to 2452 and encodes 659 amino acids. Gene Ontology annotation, molecular function: protein tyrosine/threonine phosphatase activity; MAP kinase tyrosine/serine/threonine phosphatase activity. The transcript is spliced from 7 exons. Gene Ontology annotation, cellular component: cytoplasm. Gene Ontology annotation, biological process: negative regulation of MAPK cascade; protein dephosphorylation. The record is from RefSeq and is a predicted model, not a curated record. NCBI's taxonomy places the organism in Eukaryota, Metazoa, Chordata, Actinopteri, Acipenseriformes, Acipenseridae.
CAUCCUUAGUUCAUUUUUAGUUCUAAAGUGCACCUUCUGUUUUCCUGGGUCGCUAAUACCCUGUAAAUGCAAAUUGCUUAUCUGUCCAAUCUGAAGCACACUGCAGCUCUUUAAACACAAGGGAAAUUAAGUAUUGCAAUAUGUCAUUAUAAUAACAGUUGUGGGGUUUUGUCUGCAGUGCAUUUGUGACAUCAUCGGAUAAAGCGCAGUAGUUGCGCGUUUGGGUCGCGUUAUUUUUUUUUUUUUCCUUAUUUUAUUUUCCAUAGAUCUCCUAACCACGAUUUACAUUACACAUUAACAUACACAGUCAGUGGCAAUGAGAGCAGCAGCAACCCAGCCAACGUGGAAAUAAAGAGGAGAGAUGAACCUGUGGACACAAUGAGCCCUCGAGUGUGAUCGUCCGCCCAGCCGCCUUCGUCCUACAGCCCCUCAUCGGAUCGCUCUGCUACUCCCAACCCCUCACGAGACAGCCAUGGCUGGGGAGAAGGUCCGUCGCAACGUGAUGGACGCCCAGCGCUUGGCCAGCCUGCUGCAGCGCGGGUUGGAGCACACGCUGGUCAUUGACAGCCGCACCUUCUCCGAGUACAACUCCUCCCAUGUGUUGAGCUCUGUCAACGUGUGCUGCUCCAAGCUGGUGAAGCGACGGCUCCAGCAGGACAAGGUGUCCAUCACCGAUCUCCUCCAGCCCAACUCCAAGAUCAAGAUGGAUGUGAAAAGGAAGCAGGAAGUGGUGGUGUAUGACCAGAGCACGUGGGAUGCCAGUCUGCUUGCCUCCGACAGCUUCGUCCACAUCCUCCUGGGCAAACUGAACAGCAACUUCCACAGAGUGUCGCUUCUCACAGGGGGCUUUGCUGCGUUUUCCUCCUGCUUCCCGGGGUUGUGUGAGGGGAAGCCAGCCGCCAUCUUGCCAAUGAGCAUCUCCCAGCCCUGCUUGCCGGUCGCCAACGUUGGCCCCACGUGCAUCCUGCCGCAUCUCUACUUGGGUUCACAGAAGGACGUCUUAAACAAGGAUUUGAUGGCACAGAAUGGCAUCACCUUUGUCCUGAAUGCUAGCAACUCAUGCCCGAAGCCGGACUUCAUCUCUGAGAGCCAUUUCAUGCGCAUUCCUGUCAACGAUAACUACUGUGAGAAGCUUUUGCCUUGGCUGGACAAAACCAACGGGUUUAUUGAUAAAGCAAAGGUGGCCAAUUGUCGAGUGAUUGUGCAUUGCCUGGCUGGGAUCUCAAGGUCAGCUACAAUAGCCAUCGCCUACAUCAUGAAGACCAUGGGCUUAUCCUCGGACGAUGCAUAUAGGUUUGUUAAAGACCGGAGGCCCUCGAUAUCUCCCAACUUUAACUUCCUGGGGCAGCUGCUUGAGUACGAGAAGGAUAUGAAGAUGCUGAAAGCCUGGUCCUCCAGUUCCAGCAAGCCCCAGCAGGAGAGGCAGGAGGUGGAGCCUGAGAAGAAGGAAGUGGAGACCGGCAGCGCCAAUACCAACCAGGAGAACGGGCAUUCUACCUCAGGGGCUUCUGAAGCAAAGAAGGGCUCCGAGUCCCAGCCCAAUCCAGAGAAAAGGGAGUCGAAGCUGGCCUCCCCCACCACGCUCCAGCAGGGUCUGAACGGCCUGCACCUGUCGGCCGAACGCAUCCUCGACACCAACCGGCUCAAGCGUUCCUUCUCCCUGGACAUCAAGUCUGCCUACUCCCUGAACAAUUGCCCGCGGACGCCCACCGUCACCACUCCUAUGGACUCUGAAGACGUCCCCAAGCUUUAUAAGCUAGACAGCCCCGGCGGGAGCAAUGGAUUCUGCCAAUUCUCUCCGGUCCUUGAUAGCCCCGGGGCAGCCGAGCCGAGCAGCGAGGCCAAGGUACGGCAGCGGAAGAAACCGAAGCAAAACGGGGGUGCCGGGGGUCCCAUGUCUAGCUCCCCGGCCCACUCUUUAAGCUUGAACUUCAACAGGGAGGGCCCAAUACUCAAGAGCCCAAGCCUGGAUGACAAUCUGAAGACCUCAGUCUUGCUGGGCCUGCCCAAUGGCCAUCAGCCACUAGUAGGGUCCAACGGGAUGAAUGUGUGGAACAAGCACAGGGAAACGGUACAAGCCACAACCCCCGGCACUCCUACAGGCGAGAACCCUUGGUACUUUGGUACAGACUGUCAGCCCGCUCACGGGAGCAGCAGUAGUGGGAACUCCAUGCUGUUCGGCAGCAGCUCGACCUACACCUCGUUCAGCUGCAGCGGGCUCCCGAGCGGCUGUGAGGCGGUGCAGCUGCGGGACAAACCUCAGGAGCACCGAGACUCCCGGGGCAGCUGGCACGAGGACAGCAGGGGCACGGUGGACAAGCAGUUUAAGCGCAGGAGCUGCCAGAUGGAGUUUGAGGAGGGCAUCUCGGAGAACCGGUCCAGGGAAGACCUGGGCAAAAUAGGCAAACAGUCAAGCUUCUCCGGGAGCAUGGAAAUCAUCGAGGUCUCCUGACAGACACGCAGAAGCAAGGGAACUAUUUAAUGGGGAAGGAUUUGGGGGGUAAGAGUGGGUGGGGUGGUUAUUUAUACUUGUUUUAUUUGUAUGAUUUUUAAAAAACAAAUGAACAGUCUUGAGCCUCUUGGCCUCUGAGUAUGCCAGAAAAAAGGGGAAGAAGCAGGGUUGCUAUGGUAAUCCACAACGGCCUCCACACAAAUACAAUUUUUGCUGUACCAUUUCUUUGGGUUAUAUGGAUACCACGCUGCCUCACAAUGCACACCAGAGCCGUGUGGUAUCCUGACCAUGGUAUACAGUGGUACUGAAUUUAUGAAGGAUUCCUUGUUAAGGAGAAUGAAGCCUGAGCUGACUUGGUGAAACCGUGGUACGUACUGUAGCACAGUGCAGUACAAAGUGAGUGUUCCACAAUUUGACACUAGUUCACCGUUCUAAUUGGGCUUUGUAUUUUAAAAGCUAAACGGCAGCCACUCCUUUUUAUGAAUGAUGUGCUCCUCCCCAAGUUUAUUCUGAGCAUGCUCAGAGCAGUGGGUUCCAUUUCGACAACGUGCUGCCGAGUCGCAGUGUCAAGCUUUAUAUGAAAUAAAUAUAUAUCUAUAUAUAAAGGUAAAUGAUUUUACUGCAAUUUUAACUGACUUAAUAUUUCCUCCAGUAUAGUUUUAAUUUAUUUUAUCUGUUCAUUCUGGCAAUGAGAAAUAAUAUAAUGUUGGUGGACUUUUUUUUUCCUCUUUCUCUCUCUCGCUCAUCAGUUUUACUGUAUGGUAUUUAUGAAAAACAAAAAACAUACAAAUUCCAAGCAAUACAAGACAUCUAUGGGUUUUUAUUUCUGUCUGUAUCAACCCUGAAGACUUAGGGAUACAUCUGCCAUUAAAUGCACUUUGUUCUUCUCUAAGAAUCCCGAGCCACAUUCAGUUAACACUUGGAGCUGGCACAAUUGCAUGAUCCAGAUAUGUUCAGUAAGUGGUACUAUUGGCUUCCCAAGCCAAGCGGUAGCCGCGCCUCGGUUUUGACUAUCUUUGGAAACCCAUUCUAUAGCUGCGGUCUAAUCAGAAUAUUCUAAAAUAUGGUGCGGAGGAAACAUGUUUAUACCACAUGAAUAUUUGGCAGCAUCAGGGCAUUGAUUGAGUUGAAUUUUUGUUGAUUUAUUUAGUGACACAUCCAUUCUACUGUAUGACCCAAAAUGGUCCCCUUCUACCAUCUCAUUCAGUUGAUGUUUUUUUUUUUUUUAUCCAUUUGGUAAACCUCAAUCUCUGUGGUAUAACCGUACUACACAAUGGCUUGCAGUAUGAUGCUGUUCAAGGCUUCAGAGGUGGAACGUGGUAUCUAGAUUGCUUCCAGACGAGACUUGAUGCUGAUCCACACCCUGAGAAUGCAUGUUCUAAUCUGAUUACCCAAAGACGUACUGAAUGUAGUCUGAAAGCAAGCAGGAAAAUCUCCUUUUAAAGGAACAAUCAGUACCCAAGUCAGUGUUCAGAAGUCUGCCAUUUUUCUUAGACACGAAAAAGGCGGCCACUUUAGUCAUUAUUGCUACAUUAGUAACAUUACACAAAGUCAUUUCUAGAACAGUAAGCAAACUCGAUGGGUGUGGGUGUUAGCAGUCCAUUUGCAUCCCCCACUGCAGGCCAGGUGUCCUCCAAGCCACACCGCUUAGUUCCCAUAGCAACAAGCUAUUUGAGAGGCCAUUUUGAAAAUUUCAGAGGGGGGAGGUUCAAUGGUGGGGUGGUACCCAAUUCAAGUCAUGACCCACAAAAAAGGGGUACAGACCCCUUCCUACCCCCCUCAAAAAUACCCCAGCAAUGUGUUUCAUUGGGCGCUCCUAGUCACAACGCCAACACAUGUAUUGGAAGUUCAGGUUCCUUGAUCCAAUGGGAUUGAUUCCUACUCUGCAAUGUUAUUGAUUCUCUAUGAUGGUUUUUCCUAAUUGUAACUUUGAACUUUUCUUUCUAAUGGAUGCUGUCGGCAAACAUCCCACCUUACGCGCUCCUCCUUUCAACAGAAGCCGUAAGACUACUCUUUUUCUUUCUGUUUCUUUGUAUUAUUAUUGUUAUUUAAAUACAUGUAAUGAAAGAUGCAGGCUAUCCUGAAUAUUAUUAUUAUUAUUAUUAUUAUUAUAAAUAUUGUUUAUUAUUAUUAUUAUUAUUAUUAUUAUUAUUAUUAUUAUUAUUAUUAUUAUUAUUAUUAUUAUCUUCUUGUUGUAAAUAACAGUGUAUCUAUAUUGGAUGAAUUUAGGUAACUUUUUAAGAUAAAAUAUUCAGAUACCUUUGGCUGCUUGAUGCAAAAUACCUCAGGUUUUAUGGUAAGGCUUUUUUCUCCCCUUGUAAUUGUUUGUGAAAUGAAACACACACACAAAAAAAAAAAAUCUAAAAAAAAAAAAGAGAGUUUCAUCUCAGGUUUGUUUUUAACUUAAAAAAAUGUCAGUAAAGAAAAUAAUUGAAAAUAA